AGCAGUCAGCGCUUGCGCCGGUUGCACAAUCCAGGCAAGGUCGUAGCUAGCUAGCAUUGCAAGGAGCCUCUCUCGCUAAAAAGAUGAUGUCCCUUGCCGCUCGUUCGGGGGCAUUUUCCCCAUACUUGCAGGCUACGAACUAUGCAGUUGCUGGACCCCUCAAAUCCCUUAUUCCAGGGGUGGUUGUAAAAGGAGAAAAAGUGUUGGUAGACACGAAGAAACCUUUCCUGACCCGCGAGUCCCUGAACGGUCAGAGUCCCAAGACUGGGCCUGCAGUAUCAGUUAGCAUAAAUGCAAAAGCUACAGUCCGCUUCGCUCACACUGACAUCAAGGUGCCAGAUUUCUCUGAUUACCGUCGGCCUGAGUUGCUUGACCCCAAGAAAUCUUCUCAGGAGAGCAGCGAGUCCAGAAAAACCUUCUCCUACCUUGUCACCGGGGCAACAGCCGUGGUGGGUGUCUACACAGCCAAGACCGUGGCCACACAGUUUAUCUCUUCCAUGAGUGCCUCAGCUGAUGUCCUGGCUAUGUCCAAGAUCGAGGUCAAGCUGGGAGAGAUCCCAGAGGGCAAGAAUAUGACCUUCAAGUGGAGGGGCAAGCCUCUGUUCAUCCGCCACCGGUCUGAGAAAGAGAUUGCUGCAGAGGAAGCUGUGGAUAUGGCUGAGCUUCGUGACCCCCAGCACGACAAGGACCGCGUCGCCAACCCAAAAUGGAUCAUUGUCAUUGGCGUGUGCACCCACCUGGGCUGUGUACCCAUCGCCAAUGCUGGUGACUAUGGUGGAUACUACUGCCCUUGCCAUGGCUCUCACUACGAUGCCUCUGGCCGUAUCAGGAAAGGCCCAGCCCCACUCAACCUGGAGGUGCCCUACUAUGAGUUCCCAGAUGAGGACACAGUAAUUGUAGGCUAAAUUGUUGGACUGAGAUCACAGAUCAGUAUGUUUCUGUCUGGCUCAUUAUUCCAUCCAUUAGCAGGCACAACCUCUGUUUCAGGGUGGUAUAAAUUAUUGUAAGUAAUAAAUGUACAUUUAAUCUGAUUGAAAACCUCUCAUGUUAUUUAUUUACCCAAUCUCAGCUAAAUCUAAUACUGUACCAAAAUACGACCUGGGUUGUAAAUGAGUAAUGGGGUUUCUUUCGCCUUUCUUAACAAUGAAUAGCCUACUAAUAGUACUGAUGUUUUAAUAGUGCAGGUAUAAGGGCAUUUACCAAGAUUUUGCUGCUCAAUCAAAAACACACCUGCUUACAGACAGUUAUCUACAAUGUGUCUGAAGGUGAUUCUCAAGGGUUAAUGUCACGAAUUAUGGCUUUAUGUUCAGUUUCAGAGAGGUACAGAAAAGUUUUUGUCCCUGAUUUUGUUGGGACGAUUUAGAGUGCUAGGUUCAGUUGUUUUAAUGGCAAUAUUGCAGAAGGUUGUAUAUUUUCUUCCUAUCAAUAUCACUGUUUUGCUUUGGUGGUGGUCACAUAGAUGAAUAUUACACAUUCUAUAGAAGAAAGAAAAGGGGUCAGUGGGGGCUGACAAAGGCAUUGAGUGUUUAAAUCGAUGCUAAUGCAACAAAACAGCCAGAUUUAAUUGGUCUAUUAAUGAGCUAUCCAGCUGCGUACAGAGUUGUGUAAAAAUGUAUACUCAUGUUAAGCUAAUAAAUGUUUCACAGAAAAUCA
Molecule: messenger RNA, 1653 nt
Organism: Coregonus clupeaformis (lake whitefish)
Lineage: Eukaryota; Metazoa; Chordata; Actinopteri; Salmoniformes; Salmonidae
Product: cytochrome b-c1 complex subunit Rieske, mitochondrial
Exons: 2
Coding region: 84-905 (273 amino acids)
Biological process (GO): mitochondrial electron transport, ubiquinol to cytochrome c
Cellular component (GO): membrane
Molecular function (GO): quinol-cytochrome-c reductase activity; 2 iron, 2 sulfur cluster binding
Source: RefSeq, a predicted model, not a curated record